AGGGACAAGGGGAGCAAAAUACCCAGACUCACUUUGUACCAAGUAUGAGCCAGUAGCCAGCCCAGGCCACAUCUGGAGAGCUGGGGUGGGUGGCAGAACAUCCCAUCAACACCCAGCCCACACCCCGUCCCUAAUACUCAGGGGACCCAGCGAUACCCAGACCUAGCAGCCUGAGUAGUAAUCAUCUGAGACGGGGUCAGUUGCCAUAUUCACCCACCCCUACCCCUUUCACCCUUGCCUGCCUGUCCACCAGCCCCCAUGCCCCACAUCGCCUCUGACUCCCAAGUUCCAGUGCCUAUGCAGAUGGCCCAGAGUGGGCAGUCUUCACGCCAGCCCUCAGGCAAAGACGUCUCCCCAAGUAUCAUCAGGGUGUUGGUGAAGACGCCUAAUGCCCAGGAGGAAUUUGUGGUGUCCGACGAUACUACCGUGAGUCAGUUCAAAGAGGCCAUCUCGGCCCAGUUCAAGUGCAAUGUUGACCAGCUAGUGCUGGUAUUUGUGGGCCGCAUCCUGAAAGAUCAGGACACUCUGUACCAGAGGGGUAUCUUGGAUGGCUACACAGUCCAUCUGGUCAUCAAGUCCAAGAACAGUCCCUCAUCCCAGUCCUCGGGGUCCCAUGGGCCACCUCCCCUGGAGAAUUGCCCUCGUGAGGGAAUAGGAAAGGUAGUGGGCAGUGGGGGGCGGCAGCCCAGCUGCACUAACCGAAACACAUUGUCCCUAAUACCACCUCUUGGGCCUGAGAAGCCCAAAGCCCCAAGUCAGGUUCCACAGCCACACACCACACACACUCCAGAGAGGAUGGCCCAGAUGCUUGAGAGUCCAGUCAUCCAACAGCUCCUCUCCAACACUGAGUUGAUGAGGCAGUUGAUCAUGGACCACCCCGAGGUACAGCAGCUGAUGAAACAGAAUCCUGAAGUAGGCCACAUCCUUGACAACUCAGAAAUUCUGCGGCAUACCCUUGACCUGGCCAGGAAUCCAGCCAUGAUGCAAGAGAUGAUUCAGAGACCAGAUAUGCCACGAACCCCAGAAGGGUUCUGGGGUAAUGAGACAAACCCUGGAGGGGACAAUGCCCUGGGGCGAAACUAUACAGAAAUCCCUGAUUCAUUAUUUGGUGGUAUGCAGGAUCCUUUGCGGGACAAUCUUUUCUCAGGGCUCAUGCGUGGGCCUACAUCAGUUGGAGGCAUCUCCAAACAUAAGACCUCAGAGAAGCAGGAUUCAACCACUGUGCCCCGAGUUAUGCACCAUUCCUCCCACGGCUCUCUCCCUAGAGGCCCAGUUCCUGUUCCUUUUCCUUUUCCUGCUCCUACUUCUGCUGCCCCCAUGACCAAUGCCCCAUCUGCCACUUCCAAAAGUCAAAGCCGGGCACGCUCCAGUGGCAUCCAAGGCAUUCCUGCUCUGACCAGUGCUGAAUCUCCUGAGCAGAGCAAGACAGACAAAACCUUUCAGAACCUUGUAGAUGAUCCACAGCAGCAAGAAGAGAUGAACAAUGGGUCUCGAUUUACAGGAAACAUGCUCCAGUUACUGGUGCAGAACCCACAUCUAGCAGCACAGAUGAUGCUGUUCAUGGGAUCACCUCAGCUCUAUGAGCAGAUGCGACAACAGCUACCCACCAUUCUGCAGCAGAUGCAGCUGUCAGACCUGCUGCUGGCCCUGGCAAACCCCAAAGCAUCUCAGGCACUACUGCAGAUUGAGCAAGGUCUCCAGAUGUUGUCCACAGAAGCUCCAGCCUUGUUGCCAUGGCUCACUCCAUACCUGUGGGGCUUAGGGCGGAAUGCCUUCCCUGAGACAGCCACAGCAGGGACUCAGAGCAAAGACCCUUCUAACAUGCCCAGCAGGGGCAAGAGUGAUGCACGCUACCAGCCGAUUGCCAUCCUGCAGCGUCUUCAGGCUCUUGCAGGAGGCUACUCCCAGCAAAUGCAGCCUCCUGAAGUUCGCUUCCGCCCACAGAUGGAGCGCCUGAGAGCCAUGGGCUUCCGAAACCAAAAUGCCAACCUUCAGGCUUUGAUUGCCACUGAAGGGGACACCAGUGCUGCUGUUCGUAGACUCAAGCGAUCUCAAGCAUCUUAGUUGUCUUGUUCCCCUUCUCAUGUCUCCCUGCCCCUUCCCCUGGGUUUGCCUGUCCUGGGAAAUGACAAAACAGCUAGAUCCUUUCCCCAUGGAACAACUGACCAUUGGCCACAGUGGAAAUAAAGUGUGAUGGCUACAUGUGA
Messenger RNA from Antechinus flavipes (yellow-footed antechinus), 2207 nucleotides. RefSeq names its product ubiquilin-1-like. Gene Ontology annotation, biological process: ubiquitin-dependent protein catabolic process. The record is from RefSeq and is a predicted model, not a curated record. The transcript has a single exon. Gene Ontology annotation, cellular component: cytosol. Gene Ontology annotation, molecular function: polyubiquitin modification-dependent protein binding. NCBI's taxonomy places the organism in Eukaryota, Metazoa, Chordata, Mammalia, Dasyuromorphia, Dasyuridae. Bases 259 to 2064 code for a protein of 601 amino acids.